AUGGACAAGAAGAAGGUGGCGGUGCCGACGGUGUGCCAUGGGCACUCACGCCCGGUGGUGGACCUCUUCUACAGCCCCGUCACGCCCGACGGCUACUUCCUCAUCAGCGCUAGCAAAGAUUCAAAUCCAAUGCUUCGCAAUGGUGAAACUGGAGAUUGGAUUGGGACAUUUCAAGGCCACAAAGGCGCUGUAUGGAGCGCUUGCCUUGACACCAAUGCUCUGCGUGCUGCAUCUGGUUCUGCUGACUUUUCAGCAAAAAUAUGGGAUGCACUAACAGGCGAUGUGCUCCACUCCUUCGAACACAAGCAUAUUGUCCGUGCAUGUGCUUUUUCUGAGGAUACCCACAUGUUGCUUACAGGAGGUUUUGAGAAGAUUUUGCGUAUAUAUGAUUUGAACCGCCCAGAUGCAACUCCAAGAGAAAUUGACAAAUCACCUGGUUCUGUCAGAACUGUCACUUGGUUUCAUAGUGACCAAACUAUAUUAAGUUCCUGCACGGAUUUAGGUGGUGUGAGGUUAUGGGAUGUAAGGAGUGGGAAAAUUGUCCAAACACUUGAAACCAAAUCACCUGUCACCAGCGCAGAAGUAAGCCAAGAUGGUCGGUUUAUCACGACAACUGAUGGCUCAAGCGUGAAGUUUUGGGAUGCAAAUCACUUUGGACUUGUUAAGAGCUAUAAUAUGCCAUGUGCAGUGGAGUCAGCUUCUCUUGAACCGAAGUGUGGGAAUAAAUUUGUCACUGGUGGAGAAGACAUGUGGGUUCGUGUCUUCGAUUUCUUCAGUGGAGAAGAAUUAGCAUGUAACAAGGGGCACCAUGGUCCGGUCCACUGCGUACGGUUUACUCCAGUUGGUGAAUCUUAUGCAUCAGGAUCCGAAGAUGGAACCAUCCGAAUCUGGCAGUUGGGUCCAGCUAACAGCGACGAACAGGAGGCAGCAAAUGCAAACGGGAAGACAAAGGUUGGGGUAAAUGAUGUCACACGCAAGAUCGAAGGCUUCCACAUUCCUAACUCCUAA
This is a messenger RNA of Miscanthus lutarioriparius, 1008 nucleotides long. Lineage: Eukaryota; Viridiplantae; Streptophyta; Magnoliopsida; Poales; Poaceae. The record is from the annotation of a GenBank genome assembly.